AUGGAACAGACGACUCACGAUUUAUUGGCCUCUGCGCCUCCCACCGUCCCUGCUCCUCCUGGCUCUUCUGGCUCUUCUUCGGUGCUAUCAACAGCAUCAUCAUCAUCAUCAUCAUCAUCCACGGUAGACACCCCAUCUCAAAGCUUCAUAUCCCAGUCUUCUGCCAUAGCACCACCUGUGGCCUCUAAUUCCGAACGCUCAUCUGGUUUUGCCGGAAGUGUUUUGGAAGAACACGAUUUUUCAAAUAAUGACUCUCCUAUGUGCGAGAGCGAAGUCUUACAAGUAGUGUUUAACAGUAUCAAAUGUGGUUUAUCGGCAGUUAGCAAGUUUUCUGCUAAAUUCGAAAAGUACUUGGAUCAAACAGAGAAGUACUACAGCGACGAUUCCAAUCAUGAAAAAGAAAUGAAAAAAUUAGCCUAUAAGUUCCUUCUCGAGGACUUGUCAUUAUCCAAUAACGAAGAAGAAAUAAAACUAAAACAGAUCAAUAACUCUGCUAUGGCUGAGCAACCAUUCGACACGAACGACGAUAAAAAAGACAACGCCGACAUGUCAAUUCCAAAUCUAAAAUCGGCUUUUGUCAAUUCUCUGAGGCAAAAGCAAUUAGCCCGGAGCUAUUUUGAAUCAAACAAGAAAUUGUACCACAAAUUAUUGAAUGAAAUUAAAAUCCAAAAUCCAAGAUUCUUGAAGCACGAGCACAGCAGCACGGUUACUAAAGGAGAUUCUGUGAUUUCUGUCAAUUUUUCUAAGAUCAAUAGAAAUUUGAAAAAGGCCGAAGAAAUCCUUAAUUCAUACCAAAAGAAAAUCAACAAAAUGAAUACUGAUUGCAAAAAAAUCAUGGACUCGAUUGGUAAAUUGUCUUCAAAAAGCGAUUCUAAGAUAUUGCUUCAAAAGAGAAACGCUUUGAUAACCCAGCAUCACAAUACAAUUGAAUUUUCGGUGUUUUUAACCUUCAAGCUAUUCAAGUUUGAGAUCUUGGAGUACUUCCUUUAUAUUAGAGACAAUGUUCCAUUUACUCAUGAAAUAUGGAAAGUCUUGAACUUCAGAGAGGUAUACCAAACUUUGUACCAAAUUGUGUUAUACUUUGAGUAUUGCUCAUCCACCAUCACCAUGUCAAAACAGAGUGCCACCCCCAUUAGUUUUAUUUUGCCAAGCUCUCAAAGAGAAGCUUCUCUUAAAAAAUAUGGAUUUGAUGUGGAUUACGGCAAGCAAGCGGCUGUUCAAAGUAGUAACAAGCUAAAGGCCAGUGAGGUUUCAACAUGUCUAUCAGAAAAGGAGUUAAUGGAAGAAUAUCCAGAACGCUACAAGAGAUUUUCCGCAUAUUGCAAAAAAUUAUUCGGUUUUGUUUCGCAAAUAGACCACGGAAAAUCAAAAUAUACUGUUAAUCAAGAACAUUUUUAUCAUAAGUUGGCGGAGAUUCAAGGAGAGACUAAAAGUGAAAAGAUAUUGAAGAAAGAUAAUAUUUUGACAAAAAAUUUCAUUAGCUGUAUUUAUCAUCAUCAAUCGCUUUACGAAGUCUUGAGCAAUCUAAUGAUCAAUUACCAUUUAAGAUACUUGAAAUUGAUUGAUAAAUUCGUUACCGACAACAAAGAUUCCGAUUUUUUCAGCACCAACCUCUUGCCAGUGUGUGGGAAAUCUCAGGAUGCUAAAGUUACCAAAAAGUUUAGUUCUAGCAAUAAAUUCGAGACUUUGAUUAUGUUGAUUAAAUCGAAAAUCAGAAAGAAUAUUCUUAAAUUGCAAAUGAUCAACCAAGAAUUUAUCAAUAAGUUCAUUGAAUCAGACUACAAGAUUUUAGCGGUUGACAAAUUCAACAUUCUUAAACAAUUACCGGAAUUGAUGGUGAAAUCAAUGAGGAUUUUAUCGGAUUCCUUUGAUUAUAUUUUUUCGUUGAUUCCGUUAUUUCCUGUGUCUAAUCCUCCAAAUCGUUUGUUUGUGGCCCCACUCAACCAAACCCCUCCGCUUAUGCCUAUGGGAUCCCACGGAUUUUUACCUCCUCCUCCAAUCCCUGUGGCCGUGCUAUCUCCAAUGAAUCAUCUUGGCAGAUCAAGUUCUAGAACUGAUAGGAAAAGACCUAUGGAUAUUGGCAGCAGUAGCUCGUCAAAAAAUAAGUUGAGUGGAGGACCAUCGGCCGGACCAAACAGUCGAACCACCACCUCGGGGUCUAACUCUGCUAGUACUAGCAAUCAAGGUACUCCAUUAUCAUCAACAAUUAGUAAGUACCCAGGUAAUACCACCGUGGGGACUCCUCAUUUACCACCAUCAAUUGCCACUUCCUCGUUGGCGCCUACUCCGAUUCAAUAUAGCAGAAAAUUUAAAGAUUCUCGUCAUCAUCAUCAUCAGCUUCUUCAUCGUGGUCAUUUGCUUCGGAGCCAUAUCCAUCAGAAACAGAGCCGUCAUUAUAAUGCAUAUUACAACCAAUAUUAUAAUGGGAGAUUGGGGUACGGGACUAUGGAUUCCACCGACACUUCCUUCUUGAGCACUAGUUGGUUCAUUUUACAUGACUUGAAGCGUAAAUUUAAUGAUUUGAUAAAUGGGUCAUUUGGGAGAUACGGGAAGUUCUUGAAUUCGAUUGAUGAUAUUGACUUAUUUUUCAAUGAAUUGGGCAGCGGUAUUGGUGCCGGUUCCGAUGUGGCUGAAGAUAGUAGUAGCGCAGGUAGUAGUAGUAGUGAUAAGUCUGACAAUUCCAGCAGCAACGAUGAAUCCAGUGAUCAAGAUUCCGACAAGCGUGAAUCAAAAAGGAGAAAAUUGAAUAAUCCUGUUUCCACUGGUACCAGAAUUACUGGGUUGGGUUUUGUGGCGGUGAACAAUAAUAAUGUGAACAAUAACCUCUCGGGGCUUAUGUCAGCUCAAAAUUCUACUUUUGGAACAUUUAAAGCUUUACAAGCUGACAUUGAUAAAUCAUUUGAUGAUUUGAUUCAAUCUAUUGAUACAGAUGACAAUUUGACCGAAUUGACUAAUUUUAUUAUUUUAUGA
This is a messenger RNA of Saccharomycopsis crataegensis, 2970 nucleotides long. RefSeq lists its product as uncharacterized. The record is from RefSeq and is a predicted model, not a curated record. The coding region runs from base 1 to 2970 and encodes 989 amino acids. Lineage: Eukaryota; Fungi; Ascomycota; Saccharomycetes; Ascoideales; Saccharomycopsidaceae. The transcript has a single exon.